AAACGUCAAAUACACGUGGUUUUACGUUGUAGUUGUUUAGCUUAAUUUUUGUUGCAUUAAUUCACCCUUGUGAAGUAAAACACAAUCAACAUGAAGAUUAAAAAGCAGCAUCGUAAAAAGAAGUUCCUUCACAAACUAAAUCGCAAAAGAAUGCAUCUUAAACAACGCAGUACUGGUCAAGUAAAUUGUAAAACUCUUAAGGAAGCCUGGGACAUGAAAAAGUCGACACUUCGUAAUCUUAAAGAGAUGGGACUUGCGAAUGAUCCUAAUAAAGCGAUAAAAAUUCCGAAUUACAAACAGGAACAGUUAAAACGGGCUAAAAAAAUUGUCAACCAGGAGGAAUCGUCCGAAUCGGAAGAAGAUACUGAAGUGAAUAUAAUUCCUAAAAAAGAAGUUGUGGAAAGAUUAGAAAAAGAAGCCCGAGCACCAAGGGAAAGAAGAUUCAUGUUACCCAAAGGCCAAGUGGAAUACCUCACAUAUUUAUUAGACAAAUAUGGCCAUGACUAUAAAGCAAUGGCCAGAGACAAGAAAAACUUUUAUCAAGAGACCUGGAAGCAAAUUCGGGCCAAAAUGAAAACAUUUAUGGGGAUCCCAAAACAAUAUGGAGAGUAUUUGCAAGCUAGAGGGUUGUUGGACAAAGAGAUUGAUGAGAAGGAAUUGCAGGAACAGGCAAAAGCAUUGGUUAUGGAUGAUUAGUAAAGAUA
This is a messenger RNA of Cydia splendana, 704 nucleotides long. RefSeq names its product nucleolar protein 16. Lineage: Eukaryota; Metazoa; Arthropoda; Insecta; Lepidoptera; Tortricidae. Gene Ontology annotation, biological process: ribosomal large subunit biogenesis. Bases 91 to 696 code for a protein of 201 amino acids. The transcript has 3 exons. Gene Ontology annotation, cellular component: nucleolus. The record is from RefSeq and is a predicted model, not a curated record.